CCGGCCUGUGUAAUGUUUUGGUGACAGCAGUAGUUUCUGCUGUAUGUACGUUGUUGUGUGCUAUGCUUUGGUGGAGUUCGGUGGUUUCGUUUCGCUUUGCUUUGUUUUUAUUGCAACAUGUGUCCAUUUAAGACUAUAAUGAAAGAGUGUAUGAAGGAAUUCAGCAUCGAAAACAAAGGCCAGUUUUGUGGCAUUUGUUCAUCCGAAGAAGAAAUCGAUUACCUUUUUACCAGGCUCAAAUGUGUUGGGUAUUCUUAUUCGGUGAGGAGCAGCGCUUAUAACAGAUUAUCCUCCGACGCUACAACCAGUAAACCACGAUUCUUCUUCAGUCAGUCUCAAGGGGCUGUUCAAAUCCCAUUUUUUGGGUCACCAUUUUCGGUUGAAUAUGUAAGCUACAGGCAAUGUACACUUGGUCCAAUGUACUAUGAUAAAAACGAGAUUCCUGUUCCUAAUCACUUGGUUGACCAUAUCAUCCCAAAUAAAAAGCAAAAGUUGUUUAUGGAUACCAAGAAAAGUGACUGUCCUGCCACAUUUUUAGUAAAAUGUGUCAGAGUUUAUCCUGGCUAUUUAGUCCUGUCAGAGAAUGAUCGCAAGACAAAAAAAAUGGUUAUUGAUAGCUUGAAGAAGCAUUUGGAGUUACCCAAUAAACCAGAAAGCUUUCUUCGCUUGUAUGUGGUUGCUUCACCACCAGAGCACCACACACACAGUGCAGCACAUAUGAAAACAAGCGGAGAUCUGCAUCCUCGGCUAGCUUUGGAAAUACGGAACCAUGUCAAAAAUGGAACAACAUCAGUAAGAGAAAUAAAAUUGCUUCUUGAAAAGUUUGUUGAGACAAACUUCAGUGGGCCAGCUAGACCAGACCGUAUAAACACUGCGUUUUACCCCACAGACAAAACUAUUUAUAACCAUGUGUAUAGGACAAGAAAGAGAAUUUUUGGUGAAGAUUCAUUAGAGAUCCAGACUGAUAAGGCAUAUGGAUGUGACUCAAGCAGCAGGUGUGCUGCACCAAUUAAUUCUGUAAGAAAUGGUGUACAGAAUACCAGCAGCAGUGAUGAAAGGAACAAAAAGCACACCAGUUCUGAAAAAUCAAGCCCUUGUUCAUCCCUGUCUCAAGAGGCAAGAGACAUAUGUAAAAAUAUUAUAGAUCUCACAUACAAUUGCAGUGAUGAAACAAUAAAAAAACUUGUAGAUGACCUUAGAAAUGUGCAGCGUAGUGUAGAAUUGUCAGACCAUGCAGGCAGUGACCUUCCUUUAACAGUGGCAACAAAUUUUAAAAUAGAGAAACAUAUUUGAACAGUGGUGAGUUGUACAGUGUU
Molecule: messenger RNA, 1316 nt
Organism: Schistocerca piceifrons (Central American locust)
Lineage: Eukaryota; Metazoa; Arthropoda; Insecta; Orthoptera; Acrididae
Exons: 4
Coding region: 118-1293 (391 amino acids)
Molecular function (GO): DNA-binding transcription factor activity
Source: RefSeq, a predicted model, not a curated record